This is a messenger RNA of Tupaia belangeri chinensis (Chinese tree shrew), 1898 nucleotides long. It is a transcript of the gene IL15RA, whose product is annotated as interleukin 15 receptor subunit alpha. Lineage: Eukaryota; Metazoa; Chordata; Mammalia; Scandentia; Tupaiidae. Gene Ontology annotation, molecular function: interleukin-15 receptor activity. The record is from RefSeq and is a predicted model, not a curated record. Gene Ontology annotation, biological process: interleukin-15-mediated signaling pathway.
GUAGCCAGGCUGCUCUCCAGCGUCGUCUGGCCUACGCGCGCACACGGCAAGCGACUUCAGCGCACAAUCCGCUGCCCGCGCCGGCCACACUGCGGCGGUACCUCCGCGGUCGCCCACAGCGCAGGGCCACCACCCGGAAACUUGGAAAGCUGAAUUCGGAGCUCCGGGAGAGGGAGCGUGGGGAGAUGCCAAACAAGCGAGCCGAGGUCUGGGGUGUCACAUGCCCGACCCCUGCCUCUGUGGAGCACGCAGACAUCCGAGUCAAGAGUUACAACUUGAACUCCCGGGAGCGGUACGUUUGCAACUCCGGUUUCAAGCGCAAAGCCGGCACAUCCAGCCUGACCGAGUGCGUGUUGAACAAGACCACGAACAUCACUCACUGGACCACUCCCAAUCUCAAGUGUAUCAGAGACCCCUCCCUGAGUCACCAAAGGCCAGUGCCACCCUCCACAGUAGUGACGGCAGGGGUGACCCCACACCCAGAGAGCCCCUCCCCUUCUGGAAAAGAGCCAGCAACUUUAUCUCCCACAGUGACCAGAGAGACAGCUGUUAUGCCGGGCUCCCGGUUGGUGCCAUCAAAACCACCUUCCCCAGGAACCACAGGGACAGGUAGUCAUCAGCUCUCCCAGACCACAACAAAGACUUUGGAACUCACACCUUCCACCUCCCACAAGAUACCAGGUGUAUACUCGUACAGUUCAAGGGAUGCCACUGUGGCCAUCUCUUCAUCUGUCACCCUGCUCUGCGUACUGUGUGUGGUCUCUCUUCUGGUGUGUUACAUCAAAUCCAGGCGAACUCCCCAACCACCCAAUGUUGAAAUGGAAAUCAUGGAAGCCACGCCAAUGACGGGUGAAACCAGCAGCCCACAGGAAGACCCAGAAAACUAUCCACACAACCUCUGAAACUCAGGAGAAGUCAACCCAGCUACAUUUAGGGCAAAGAAGGCUUUAGCUAAGGAGGAUCUGGAAGAGACAUAAGGAGUGAGGCACCAGGAAAAGGCCCACCAGUAUAAACAAAUGUCCUGCUGUGAUCUACCAACUAUGCCCUGCUAGGUGCCUCCUGCAGGAGUGAAUAGGUUCUUGAGCACUGGGAUGCACACUGGCUGCCCACUCGCCUGCCCACUCACCUGCUCACCUGCCUCAGGUGCAGAGGACAGCUUUCCAAAGCCCAAGCAGCUAAAGCUCGCCUUGAGGAAGCAGAAGACUCAAGUCAGGUUAUGACAUUGAUUCAGGACAACUUAUCAGCCUGUCCCUCAUUCUGACUUGUGGUUUAUAGAAAAACAGUGCUAUGUAUGAGGCUGUAAAAGCUCCUUACAAAGUUCCUCUCGGCCUGGGACAUGACUAGAGGGAGGAUACCAACACUUGAACGCCUAAGAACUCGGUUUCCAGGUGCACUGCAUGAGGUGAAUGGGAGUGAGGAAAGUGAAAGAGACAUGGAAUACAGUGACUCUUCUUGGUUUAAGGAUUCACAAAGAAGAAAACUGAACACAGUGACAUUUUACAUACACAUGCAUCUGUACCUCCUUGUCCGUUGUGUAAUAUGUAGAUACAUAUUAUAAUGAUUUGUAUUUUGAGAUUGUCCCUUGUAUAAAUAAAAUAAAACAUCUAUUUUCAGUACAAAAAAAUGCACGAAGAGAAUCGCUAAAGAGAAAUGUUGCACAAAGGAAAAAAAGAGUGUAUGGAAUGCAGAAUGCAAAAUUACUCAGCACAAGUAUUCUUUCUAAAAAGUGAGAAGUUUGCCUAAGCUGGUUCAAAUCUCUUUUGGGGGAUUUCUAACAAUCUCCAUGUGAAGAGAAGCAACAUGAUCUAAGAUAUUUGGUGGCAGCUAGCUGAGUAAUGUACACUUGGCCUCUCUACCCUUUCCCGAUGCUUUUUUCUCUCCUCCUUUGUUACUUAUGA